GCGGCUUCCUUGCUGACAGCAAUGUGGAGGCUCCGCUUGUCGUGUGCCCCCCAUUCCUCCCUUCUGGGUUGCCGCGGGCUGAUAACCCGUCCUCCGAUAGAUCUGACCCCCGGAGAUCACUAUGAGCAGGAAAGUGACGUGGAGGAGAACUUGGAGCAGGAGAUAAAGAGUGCACUGAAGAGACAGAAGAAGGCGAUCCUGCUGAAACGAAUGAAAAGGGAGAUGGGGCCCCCUGAACCCACUGAGAGGCAUCUAACCUGGAACGCAAUUCAGCAGAUUAGGUAUCUGAGCCAGGAGUUCCCUGAAGAGUGGCCUGUGUCACGACUGGCUGUAGGGUUUAACGUGAGUAACGACGCCAUAAAGAAAGUGUUGAAGUCAAAAUUUAUACCAAGUGAAGCAAGGAAAGUGAAACAAGACGCCUCCGUUUUCCGAGUUCAAGGACAAAAUGCUCCAGGCACCACAAAUGUCCAGCUACAGCUCGGGUCUUCUUCCAAAGAUACAGCACAGCCAUUAUUGCCAUUUCAGGGGGAUAAUAGACAGCUUCUUGUCAGCCAUUCAAGCCAACUUCUUCCCCCACCAAAAACAUCAGACUCUCCCGCAUUAGCUUUGAGGAGUGCACAUCUAAUGAAAACUCUUGGCAGAACCCAGGAGUCUCAAGACUCAGUACAAGGAGCCUUCGGUGCUGGGUCUAGUCAUAGUGUGAACACAAGUACGCAGGCAGAACCUGAGCAGACCAUGAAAGAGGAGGAGGAGGAGGAGGAUGGAAGAGUCCUUGAUGAGAAAUGGGACGGAGAAGUAUUAAGUGACAAGGACCUGGAAGAAUUAGCAGACAAUGGCACCCCGAAUAACAUGAAGGUUGUACAAAAAGGAAAAGAGUUUUUUGACCGGGAUGGUAACUUUCUGUACAGAAUUUAAUUUUUCUAUUGGACAGUGUCACAGGCGCUACUUUUAUUACUUUAUAAUUUUGUGCAUUCUUUCUAUUUAUACCUAAAAAUGGCCACAUAUUUCAGGUAAUAAAUCACAGUCUGCAC
Bufo gargarizans (Asiatic toad) is the source of this 1031-nucleotide messenger RNA. It is a transcript of the gene NGRN, whose product is annotated as neugrin, neurite outgrowth associated. The transcript has 3 exons. The record is from RefSeq and is a predicted model, not a curated record. NCBI's taxonomy places the organism in Eukaryota, Metazoa, Chordata, Amphibia, Anura, Bufonidae. Gene Ontology annotation, cellular component: nucleus. The coding region runs from base 22 to 915 and encodes 297 amino acids.